Molecule: messenger RNA, 4065 nt
Organism: Carcharodon carcharias (great white shark)
Lineage: Eukaryota; Metazoa; Chordata; Chondrichthyes; Lamniformes; Lamnidae
Gene: abcc12
Product: ATP-binding cassette, sub-family C (CFTR/MRP), member 12
Exons: 31
Coding region: 1-4065 (1354 amino acids)
Biological process (GO): transmembrane transport
Cellular component (GO): membrane
Molecular function (GO): ABC-type transporter activity; ATP binding; ATP hydrolysis activity
Source: RefSeq, a predicted model, not a curated record
AUGGAAUUUCCAGGUUUCCAUGAUGAAGAGCCACAUGAGGUACAGAAUAAACACCACAAGUACUUUCAGAGUUCCAAAACAAUGAUUCCUAUUCGUCCAAAGCCAAAGAAUCCAUCUCCAGCUCCAGUCGAUGAUGCUGGGUUAUUUUCAUUCAUCUUUUUCUCAUGGGUGACACCAAUGAUGAUAAAAGGGUUCAAGAAGGAGCUGAAUCAAGACACUGUGCCUCCCCUGUCUCAGUUCCAUUGUUCAGAUGUGAAUGCCAGAAGAUUCUUGCGUCUUUGGAAAAACGAGGUGGAAAGAAUGGGCAGGGAGAAAGCUUCCUUGGAGAAAGUGGCUCUGCAGUUUCAGCGAACAAGGCUUAUCAUGAACAUAAUUUGUACAGUUAUUUGUAUGAUUUGUAGCUUUUUGGGACCGGCAGUGCUGGUUCAUGCUAUACUCCAACAUAUUGAAAAAAAGUCAGAAAAUCUUGUUUAUGGUAUUGGUCUAUGCUUUGCCUUAUUCACUACAGAGCUUCUUAAAACCCUUUUCUUCUCAGCCACGUGGGCAAUCAACUAUCAGACUGGCAUCCGACUAAAAGGUGCCAUUUCUACAUUAGCAUUUGUUAAGUUGGUUCAUCUUAAAGAUUUAAACAACAUUUCUAUUGGUGAGGUUGUGAACCUGCUGUCAAAUGAUGGUCAUCGACUAUUUGAAGCUGCUUUGUUUUGUCCUUUUAUAUUUGGUACUCCAGUGCUAUUGAUCAGCUGUACAAUAUAUUCCUACAUUAUCCUUGGACCGACAUCCUUGUUGGGAGUUGUGGCUUAUAUUUUAUUAUUGCCUGUUCAGAUGCUAAUGGCACAAUUUACCACUGCAUUUCGACGCAAAGCCAUUGGCCUGACAGACACUCGGGUGCGAUUAAUGAAUGAAGUGUUGACAUAUAUAAAACUGAUAAAAAUGUAUGCAUGGGAAAAAUCGUUUGCACAUUCUAUUCGUGAUGUGCGACAAGAUGAACGAAAGAUAUUGGAAAAAGCAGGGUAUGUUCAGAGUGUGAAUAAUUCAGUUGCCACUAUUGUACCAACAUUGGCCACAGUCCUUACAUUUGUUGUGCACACACUGCUGGGAUAUGAGUUGACAGCAUCCACGGCAUUUACUGUGAUCGCCGUUUUCAAUGCAAUGAAAUUUACAUUGGGCAGCCUGCCAUUUUCAGUUAAAGCAUUCGCAGAGGCUAGAGUUUCUUUACAAAGACUAGAGAAAAUACUGGUCAUGAAAGAUCCUGUUGCAUAUGUGAAAAAUCUGCAAGACUCUCCAUAUGCAGUGCUGAUGGAAAAUGCUUCACUUUCAUGGGACAAUACAAAUGGCAAUGGAGAACCUACUGAAGCAUCAACAGAGAAAGACGGCCUUGGAUCAAUGACUCUUAGGAAUGUUAGCUUCUGUUUGGAGAAGGGGUCACUUUUAGGAGUUUGUGGAAAUGUGGGAAGUGGAAAAAGCUCUUUAAUAUCUGCACUAUUGGGACAGAUGAAUUUACAUAAUGGAACGGUAGCUAUCAAUGGAUCAUUUGCUUUUGUAUCUCAGCAAGCUUGGAUAUUUCAUGGGAAUGUCAGAGAAAACAUAUUAUUUGGAAAGAUGUAUGAUGAGGAAAGGUAUAAGAAGGUGAUUGGAGUCUGCGGUCUAGAACAAGACCUGGCUAUGUUCCCCUUUGGAGAUUUAACUGAAAUAGGAGAUAGAGGGAUCAACCUGUCUGGUGGGCAGAAACAACGAAUUAGCAUUGCUCGAGCUGUGUAUUCAGACAAAGAUAUUUAUCUGUUGGAUGAUCCCUUAUCAGCUGUGGAUGCCCAUGUUGGGAAACACAUCUUUGAGCAGUGUGUCAAAACAGUACUUCAGGAGAAAACAGUGAUUCUAGUCACUCACCAGCUGCAGUAUUUAGAACACUGUGAUGAAAUCCUUUUAUUGGAGGAUGGCAAAAUUAAAGAAAAAGGAAAACAUGAGUUAUUAAUGAAUGAAAAUGGACACUAUGCCAACCUGAUCAACAAUUACCAAAUGAACCAACCAAACAGUCCAGAAGAGAAUAACAUGAUACCUCCCAGCUCUGAUUUUGGAAAUCUGGAUGGAACUUCUCCUUCAAGCACAAGGUUAAAAGGCUUGGACAAUGCUGCAUUUGACAUGACCGAUGAGACGAAUGACUCAACAGAAGAAAAUGCCAAGAAUGCAAAAACAAUGCAGCAGGAUGGAAAUGAUAGAAAAGCACGAAACGAGCAGCUUACAAAAGAUGAAGAGAACAAAUCAGGCUCUGUAUCAGGAAAAACGUAUCACGAUUAUUUUAUGGCAGGAGGAGGAUAUGUAUUCCUUCUAUUUGUUCUCUUUCUGUUCAUCCUUAUAAUUGCCUGUACAACUUUUAGUGGAUGGUGGUUAAGCUAUUGGAUACAACAGGGACGUGGUGACUAUCCUGGAGAGUUUACUUCAGGAGACCCGAACAACAGCGCGACAGUGGGUUGCAGCAGCAUCACUGACAAUCCCCAGCUAGGAUUCUACCAACUAAUUUACGGGAUGUCCAUUGUUAUAAUAAUUGUUCUGGGUGUCAUGAAGGGAUUUGUCUUCACUAAGUUUACCCUGAAGGCUUCUUCUACGUUACAUGACAAUGUAUUCCGCAAGAUUAUACACUCUCCAAUGAAGUUCUUUGACACCACCCCAAUUGGAAGGAUAAUUAACCGUUUUUCCAAGGAUAUGGAUGAAAUAGAUGUGAGGCUACCUUUUCAAGCUGAGAAUUUUCUGCAACAGAUGUUGAUCGUACUGUUCACAAUAGCAACCAUGGCAACAGUGUUUCCAUAUCUUCUCAUCGUAGUGGCUAUUAUGGUUAUAAUUUUUAUUAUCCUUUUCAGACUUUUUCAAAAAGGCAUCAGAGAACUGAAGAGAAUAGAAAAUGUUAGCAGAUCACCCUGGUUCUCCCACAUUACCUCAAGUAUUCAAGGCAUGAGCACAAUUCAUGCCUAUAAUAAAACAGAUGAUUUUAUUGAGCGAUUUAAAGACUUAAGUGAUACAAAUUCUAGCCAUUUUUUUUUGUUUAACUGUUCCAUGCGAUGGCUCGCUGUGAGAAUCGAUACGCUCACAGCUCUCUUGACUCUUGCUGUGGCUCUCUUUGUCAUUCUGAGUCCUGACUCAGUUCCUGCAUCAAAUAAGGGUCUUGCUUUGUCGUAUGCGAUUCAGCUGACAGGACUAUUCCAAAUGUGCAUAAGAAUGGGAAUUGAAACAGAAGCCAGAUUCACUUCUGUAGAACGAAUAAUGGAAUAUAUAAUGACGUGUGUUCCAGAAGCCCCAUUUCACAAUAAAAAUGCAACUGUUUCCAAGGAAUGGCCUAAUCAUGGUGCAAUCACAUUUAAGAAUUAUCAGAUGAAAUACAGAGAAAACACUCCAAUAGUCCUAAAAGGAUUGCAUGUCAAUAUAGAAGCUCAGGAGAAAAUUGGAAUUGUUGGAAGAACUGGAUCAGGCAAGUCAUCACUGAGUGUUGCGUUGUUCAGACUAGUUGAACCAUUCACAGGGACCAUCCUGAUUGACAAUGUCGAUACUUGCACUAUUGCUUUGGAAGAUCUGCGAAGUAAACUUUCAAUCAUUCCACAGGACCCAGUUCUGUUUGUUGGUACAGUGAGGUACAACUUAGACCCUUUUGGGAAUUACAAAGAGGAUGCAAUUUGGGAAGCUCUUGAAAGGACCUAUAUGAAAGAUAUGAUUUCAAAACUUCCAAAGAAACUGCAGUCAGAGGUGAUUGAAAACGGGGAAAACUUUUCUGUUGGAGAACGUCAGUUGCUUUGCAUGGCAAGAGCACUUCUGAGAAAUUCAAAGAUAAUUGUUUUAGAUGAAGCUACAGCAUCCAUUGAUUCAGAAACAGAUUCAUUGGUUCAGCAAACCAUCAGAGAAGUGUUUAAAGACUGCACAAUGCUGACAAUUGCACAUCGAAUAAACACAGUUCUGGAAUGUGACAAAAUUCUAGUUAUGGAUAAUGGAAAGGUUGUGGAAUUUGACAAGCCAGCUGUGCUAGUAGAAAAUCAGAAUUCGAUUUUUGCAUCUAUGCUGGCUGCUACCAACAAAAUGAAGUAA